UUCUCAUAUUAAUUCAUGUUCAUUAUCUUCUAAUAUUGCUUCUUAGUAAGGAAAUAUGGCUUCGAUACUCAACAAAUUUCUGACCGCAGUUUUGUUUUUCAAUUUCUUGGUUGCUUCUUGCUCUUCGUUUGCCGCGCCUCCGACUGUUGAGCCACCGUCUUAUGUAGAGUUGCCGAGAAUCUGCAAUUACGAUGAGUUUUUCAAAUACGGACAAGGAAUAUUCGACGACAUCGAAAGCUGCAAUGCCGGGCUGCUACGGAGAUGUAACGUCCGUCAAAUUUAUCAACUCGGCGAUUCUAUUUCUGACGUCGGAAAUCUGAUUCGUGAAAACAGCAGCACCACCUCUUUCGCAAGCCUACCUUAUGGAGAGAGCUUUCCCGAUGGUCCCACUGGCCGAGCCUCCAAUGGCAAGCUCAUCAUCGACUACCUUGCAAUGGAAGCUGGUCUUCCUCUACUGCCGCCCUUCAAACAGUGCAGUGCUGAUUUCAGUCACGGCGUAAACUUCGCCGUCGCAGGCUCCACUGCCUUGCCGUCCAAUGCAUUGGCCGAUCUUAAUAUUUCAUCGUCCAAGACAAACAAUUCUCUAUCGGUGCAAUUGGAUUGGAUGUCUGCCUAUUUCCACUCCCUCUGCAACAAUCAAACAGAUUGCGGCGGCAAACUCCACAACUCACUGUUUAUAUUGGGGCCGUUUGGUGGGAGCGACUACUUCAAUGCCCUGUUUCAAGGAAAAUCAAUGCAAGAAAUAAGAAGUAAAUUAAUGCCUAGAGUUGUAGAUGCGAUUAUGGCUGCUGUUCGUAGAGUGGUUAGUUUAGGAGCGAAAAAGGUGGUGGUGCCUGGACUCUACAGCGUCUACCAGCUUCCAAUUUUUCAGAUGACUUUCUCCGACAAACCUGACAUGUAUGAGUGGAGUGAUGAUCUCGCAAUCUACCAUAACGUUCAACUCCGACAAGCAAUCGACAAAUUCAACCAAGAAGAAAGCCCCAAUGCUAUUGUUGCCUUUGCGGAUUAUUACACUGCUUACCGAUCCAUCGUAUAUUACUCCGUUGGUGUGAUUGAUAGCAUACAGGCGUGCUGUGGCAGCGGAGAGGGAUCCUUCAACUUGGAUGUAAGCAGCUACUUCAACUUGGACUUAUCAAGAAUGUGUGGAGCAGAAGGUGUUUCUGCGUGUGCGGAGCCAGAUCGACACAUUAGUUGGGAUGGGAUGCAUUUGACACAAGAAGCGUAUAGAAUAAUGGCCAAAUAUGUGAUGUAUCACAUGUUUUUCGACCUCCGUUGCCCUAAUAAUCUUUGAUCUUCUGCACCACCUCACUGCUCGCUCUUCAUUAGAUUAGGCCAUACUUAUUUUAGACACUCGCUUUAUUUCUUUUCCUUUGUUUUUUUUUUUUUUUCAGCUAUUAGACAAUGUUAUCGCUUAUUUUGUUUCUAUAAUUUUCUUAGUUUUAAUAAAUCAAUAGUUGUUUGGGAAUUUAUUAAUUGUACCUUAUAUUUUGAGAGAAAUCAUGUUGGCUUCUGCGCCUCAA
Molecule: messenger RNA, 1520 nt
Organism: Salvia miltiorrhiza (redroot sage)
Lineage: Eukaryota; Viridiplantae; Streptophyta; Magnoliopsida; Lamiales; Lamiaceae
Product: acetylajmalan esterase-like
Exons: 5
Coding region: 56-1291 (411 amino acids)
Molecular function (GO): hydrolase activity, acting on ester bonds
Source: RefSeq, a predicted model, not a curated record